This is a messenger RNA of Malania oleifera, 1398 nucleotides long. RefSeq lists its product as uncharacterized. The record is from RefSeq and is a predicted model, not a curated record. NCBI's taxonomy places the organism in Eukaryota, Viridiplantae, Streptophyta, Magnoliopsida, Santalales, Ximeniaceae. The coding region runs from base 1 to 1398 and encodes 465 amino acids. The transcript is spliced from 2 exons.
AUGGAGGAUGUGCCCGCUACAACCUGGAAAGCGUCUCCAGCGACGGCGGGAGCCGAUGAAUCACGCAGUUACCGCCGGAAACCGUUCGCGACGGCAAAUGAUCAUCCCGAUUUUCUUAAUAUAGUAAUCCAACAAGAAGGUGCUGGCCCACCAUCAACCACCACCAGCACAAAGGAGUGGUUAAAAUCCCUGAUGAACGGCGAUCACAACGGUGACGCAGCAGCGCCGGAAAAUGCCCCAUGCAGGACCCGAAUUCAGAGAGUUCCCAAAAUGCUUCGCGAGGUGAAAGCCAACAGAAAAUGCUACUCUCCCGGCGUCGUCUCCUUUGGCCCUUUCCACAGUGACAAAGAGCUCCAAGUAACGGAGAAGACCAAAAUGAAAUGGGCGCGACAUUUCAUCUCCCGCAGCAGUACGACAAACGUCGACGAGUUCUACGCGCGCGUAGAAAAGACCGCCAAAACCACCAGACACUGCUACGAGCACGGCUCCACCGACGCCUUCGACGACGACGCCUUUGCCCGGAUGAUGUUCCUCGACGGCUGCUUCAUUCUCCAGUUCGUUGACUGCUGCGCCGGCGAGACGGGCGAUGACAUGAACAUGAAGAGCCACGACGUCGCUUUCGUCACUCGCGACCUGUUCUUGCUGGAAAACCAGAUCCCCUUCGAGGUGCUCAAGUGUUUGAUGAUCUUAAGAUACGGAAGUUUCGCCGAAGGAAUGCCGAUCCUGCAGGAGUUCAUUAAACAGCGGUUUCAGGUGGGACCGGUGAGCCACCCGGUCGACCCCCUCCACCUGCUCGACCUUUUGCGCAGGAACAAAACUCUUGUUCGGCCAUCACGCCUACGAAAGCCGCCAUGCUACAGGUACAGAUAUCGAUCUGCCAAGAAGCUUGAGUCUGCGGGAAUACACAUCAGGCCUAGAAAAACUCUUCAUCUCACAGAUGUUCGUUUCCAGUCCUAUAGCUUGUCCGCAAAACUUGAACUCCCCCCCAUAGCCAUCAAUAGCCAGACCAAAACCAUUCUUCUGAACUUGGCAGCCUACGAAACAUGCUACAAUGUGGAGGAUCCGUGGGUCACCUCCUACAUAUGUUUCAUGGAUUCACUCAUCGACGAUGUCGAAGACGUCAUGGAGUUGAGCUCCAAUGGCGUAUUUCAUAAUUUGCUCGGCACCAACCAGCAAGUGGCGGACCUCUUCAAUGAUAUGGCAAACAGCUUGAUCCCCGAUCCGAAUAUUUAUUCUCACGCUAAAGAAUGCAUUGAAAGGCAUUUUGAGAAGAAGACGCAAAUCUGGAUGAGAGAGUGGGUGCGCGCUAACUUCACAUUUCUAGCUUUUGUUGGUGCAAUUUCCGCCAUUGUUCUGAGUUGCCUCCAGACUUACUUCACCAUUUUCCCUCGCAAAUAG